CAAAACACAGCCGUACUUUUCCUAUUUCUCGAUUUGACCUUUUUUUUUUCCCCAAGAAUUCCAGUCAAUGACGUGCGUAUGUUCCAUGGACUGUACCAGAAGUGCCUCUGUGCCGUCCCUCUCUGCACUGACGAUGUAGGCGCUUAUUAGCUCGAUUAUAUCGCUUGAAUCCAACGAUUUGGUUGGCGGCUAUCUGGAUCUCGAGUCAUUACCGGACGCCAUAGUUUGAUAAUUCAGCGCACGCUAUAUAGGCACCAGGCGGCGGCACAGUGAUGAAAUAACUAAUUUUACUCCCUUCCAGAAACAAGGCACCUCUUUCUAUUCCAAAGCUAACCCCAUACUCCCCCGCAUGAUGCUAGACGAAGCACUAGAUUUUGGCAAACGUGCCUCGGAUGCAAACAGUUUCUACGGGUAUGUCCCCGACAGAGGGAUCUCAAUCCUUUUCUUGGUCCUCUUUUCUGUAUCAACCUUACUCCACACGGGCCAGGCGAUCUUCUCUCGCGCAUGGUGGUUGCUGGCCACCGCGUUCCUGUGCGGCCUCCUCGAGAUUCUCGGAUGGAGCGCACGCCUAUGGUCCAGUUCCAACCCUGACCUCGCGGGUCCUUACGAGAUGCAAUUGACGUGUACCAUCUUGGCACCGACACCGCUCCUGGCCGCCAACUUUGUCAUCCUCGAGAAGCUGAUCGAGCGUCUUGGAGCCGGGUACAGUCGCCUGAGCCCCAGAGCGUAUCUUAUUUUCUUUUGUUCUUGCGAUAUAAUAUCUCUCGUGAUACAAGCCGUUGGUGGAGGAAUGGCAGCAACGGCUGUAUCCCAGAACACAAGCCCCAACAAGGGAGGACAUAUCAUGCUAGGCGGUAUCGCCUUCCAAAUGGCUGUCAUCACGGUAUACGCCAUCUUGGGCAGCGAGUUCCUCAUAAGAUACUUGGCUGAUAAGCCUAUUCGCGGGCGCGACAUCACCAAAGGUCAUUUGAACAUGAAAUUGAGAUUCCUCACCGUAGCUCUGGCCUUCAGCACGGUUUGUCUGUUUAUUCGAGCUGUAUAUCGUACCAUCGAGCUCUCCGAUGGGUGGUCGGGAAGAAUCAUUACCACCGAAGUCUAUUUCAAUGUUCUCGACGGGGCGAUGAUUGUCCUGGCCAUUUAUACCUUCAACAUAUUCCAUCCGACACUGCUACUCAAGGACAAGGCCAAAGCACUAGAAGAGAAGCAAGAGAGAGACGUCGACGGGGACACUGUAGUUGCAUAGGCAACCGUUUUGAUUAAAGCUUCUUGCAUUUACACUGUUAUCUUUCCGUUUUACAUACACGCUCCUUAUUUACAAGAUAAAUUUAAAGUAUGAGGAUGAAGAGC
Guyanagaster necrorhizus is the source of this 1347-nucleotide messenger RNA. RefSeq names its product RTA1-domain-containing protein. The coding region runs from base 353 to 1243 and encodes 296 amino acids. The record is from RefSeq and is a predicted model, not a curated record. The transcript is spliced from 10 exons. Gene Ontology annotation, cellular component: fungal-type vacuole; plasma membrane. Lineage: Eukaryota; Fungi; Basidiomycota; Agaricomycetes; Agaricales; Physalacriaceae.